UGAUCUGGCUCUAAAUUGCUUCAUGCAAUUUUAAAAAAAAAAGCUUUUCAAACCUGAAACUCAAGUUACUGAAUCUGUAGGCAGCUACCCUGGUGCUUGGAACCUGGAACGUGCACCUCUUUCUAUGCCCCAUUUUUGCUUUCGUAUUUGCACACUUUUUUCUUUUGAAGGGAAGGGAACAAUCGGUCCCUGAGACCACGUGAAGGCAGCUGACAGAGGUGUAAACCACAUCCCUGCCUUUGCCUCCUGGGCCUCCAUCGCUCGCUGCCUGCCUGCAGCCCUCGUUUGCCCCCUUGUUGCUCCUCCUGAGGCUCAGUGCACAGGGAACUUAAGACUGCCACCCAUCACUGCAAGGAACGCGCUUGGAAGCCAAACAGAAAACCCAGGAAGCCUUUGGCAAUGUGGGAUUUGUGAGGACCCGUUAACUGUGGGCGCAAAAGAUGUCUGAGCCCAUCCUUGGCAUCGGCAGGAGCCCGGUGGAAAAGGAGCCUGGCCUACAGCAUACCCUGGUGAACGGAAAGUGUGAGAGCCCCAUCACACUUCUGGACCGGCUCUCUGCAACCAGAAGCAUUUGGGAGAUUCUUGAGAGCCAACCGGAACAAGCCAAGGAGUUGCUGUCAGUUCACCCACCUGGGACGUUCAUUAUCACUGGAAAUAAAGCUGGAGGGUCCAGGGAGCUCUUCCUACAAACGCAGGAAAACAGGGGUGAUGCUGUCUGCUGUUUCUCUAUCCAGGACAAUGGCGCGGCGAUUUCUCUGGAGGGCUCCCUGCUGCAUUUCAGAGACCUCUUGGAGCUGGUCUGUUUCCACCUUGUGAGCAGAGACAUCCUGCCCCAUCUGCUGAGGAUCCCAGAUGCCCUUCGACUUCUAUACAAGCCUGAAUUAGAUGCGGUUGCUGCCUUGGGCAUGAAGUUCUGGACAAUGCCCCUUAAACCUGACGAUGGGCUGGUGUCGGCUGAAGUGGAAGAUGGGCCCGUGGGUGUGGAUGGAGCCCCCUCUAAAUCUAGACAGGCAGACUGUUCUGUCCGGAUAACGUCCGAGGGUGAAGCUCUGUGCAUCAUCAACCCGCUGUUUGUCUCGGUGCACAGCGAUGGCAGCUGGCUUGACCUUGCUUCCAGCUUGUGCCGGUCAAGUAGCACAAGGGGCACUUUGCGGUUCCCGAAUGGGCUGGGGAUUCCCCAGAAGUCCGGCUCAGCAGCAUCCAGGAAACAAGGAGCCCAUGGGAGUCUGGAUCAUCCAGGGUCUCCAGAAGAGGAGGAGGAGGAGAUGGAGAAAGGUGACCCUCUCCGCCGCUCCAUCACCAUGCGACGGAGGCCUCUUCAUCGCAGCCUGGCCUGCAGCAGUUCAGAAGCUGCCUCCGAAGAGCCGCCUCUGUCCCCCAACCUCCACCUGAAGGAGGUCAAGUCCCCACACCGCGUCUCCUGGAUCGAGGGGAUCCCGACCACGCCUCCUGCCUGGCUGCUACAAAAGUCCAGCUCCGAAUCCUCUCUACUGAGCGAGAGCAUCUUGCUGCCUCCCAUCCCCGAACUCGACUCGCUCUCUGUCAGCAGCGUGGAGGACGAGGCGGAGGGGCUCCUCACUGCAGCGGCAGCUCAGCAGAAGAAGAAGCAGCGCCGUUCCUCCUCCGUCCUGACCUACAAGGUCCUCCAGCGCUUCUCCGCCGUGGGCAGCACGCUCAGCGGGUUCCUCUCGGCCGAACGUCGGGUGUCCAAGCGGGUGCAGGAGCUGGCCCAGGAGCCGGCGUCCUACGUGGGAGGGCUGGUGCAAAGCUUUGUGGGGCACAUCCUGCGCGAUGCCGGGAAAUGGUACGCGACCAGCACCGACCUGCUCCAGGAGAUCCGGCAGAUGAUCAGUAAUCUUAAGGGCUACCUGUGUGAGAGCUCGGAGCUGCGUGUGGUUUGCGAGCACAGCGAGGCUGAGGAGAUGGACCUGGGUUCCGUGGUCGAAGCCGCUCUGUACAAAUGCAUGCUGAAGCCUCUCCGGGACUCCAUCUACACCCAGUUGCACGAAUUCCACGCCCACGACGGCACCCUGAACAAGCUGCGCGAGCACCAGGCCACCAUGCGGCGGCAGAGCCUGGCCGAGCUGGGCGUGACGGCUGGCGUCCCAGACGGGGCCACCUUGGAGCGCAUCCAGGCCAAGCUGAGCCUUAUGCACCUGGCUUACUCCCCCAAGAAGAAGGAGACGCACAUGCUCAAAGUCUGCAAGAUGCUCUAUGAAGCCAUGAACCAGGCUGCCGGAGGAACAGAGCCUUUUGGCGCCGACGACUUCCUGCCGGUUCUGAUCUACAUGCUGGUGAACUGUGACGUGGUUUCGGUGCAGCUGGAUGUCGAGUACAUGAUGGAACUGGUGGACCCUAGCCAGCUGCAGGGAGAAGGAGGUUAUUACCUCACCACUUGGUUUGGCGCCCUCUUCCACAUCGAGAACUUCCAGCCAGCUGCCACGGUGACGCGGCAAAUCAGCAUUGAGGCCCAACGCUCCAUCCAUCAGUGGCAUCGGCGCCGAACCAUCCACCAUCACCACGCCAACCGGCGCCAUUCCCAGAACAUCCUCUAUGUCUCCUUCUGCGAACCCUUCAACAACCAGAAGACCAUCUCCAUGCUCCCUGGCAUGACAACGGCAUCAGUGUGCGCCAUGUGCGCCGAGAAGUAUGGCGUCUCCGAUCCCGAGACCUAUGGCCUUUUCUUGGUGUCAUGCGGCUCCUCUCAGCUCUUGGCCGGGGACAGCUGCCCGCUGAGACUCCGCUCGGAGACCCUCCAGGCUCAAGGGGGCCCUGCGAGUUUCGUCUACAAGCCCAAAGACAGGCGGCUCCCUGCUACCGUCGCUCCCCCUUCCCUUUCGAACCCUGACCGCUCGACUGAGGCCCGGGAGCCCCUUGAAAGCAAGGACACGGGGCAACCGGAUUGAGCGUAGGCCUCAGAACCUUCCGGAAACUUCCUCAGAGGGUUGCCCAAGCUUUUGGGUUUCUGACUGGGCAGAAAUGUCGGGACAAGCUGAGAGACUGGGGUAUAAAACGCCUGCCAGGAAAAGUCUCGAGCAGAAGACCUCUACCCUGAAGUAUUGGUAGAGAGAGGGUGAUGAGCCUUUCUCCUUUGCAUGGAAGCAUGUGCGGGAGUGGCCGCCAUUUUUUUUUUUUACUACUCCUGUUGCCCUGCCAGAGUUCCCUCUUCUGUUUAGACCAGGGCUGACCAGACUUUCAUGAUGUGCUUCUCCCUGCUCCCCACAUCCUGAGCCCCACCAACGUGGACAUACGGCAGCUUCCUAUCUCAGGGCCCCUCCAGACUGGUAAGGUUAAGUGGCAUUACAGUUGAAGUGGUACGAAACUGCUUUAAAUGCCCAGACCAUAUGGGGCCUUACUUCCAAGGCAGGUUUAGCCAUCUUGGUGCCCUCUAGAUAUUGUUGGACUACAACUCCCAUCAUCCCUGAUCAUUGGCCUGGCUGGCUGGGGCUACAGGCGGCACGAUCUGUUCAGUUCCAGUCCUUUCACUUUCUCAUUUUCCCCAAUACAGUCGUCCCUUGGAAGUCGAACGGAAUCUGUUCCGGAAGUCCGUUUGACUUCCAAAACGUUAGAAAACCAAAUCGUGGCUUCCGAUUGGCUGCAGGAAGCUCCUGCAGCUAAUCGGAAGCCCCGUCGGUCGUUUGGCUUCCCAAAAUAGUUCAAAAACUGGAACAGUCACUUCCAGGUUUGUGAUGUUUGGGAGAUGAUUUGUUCGGGAGCUAAGCCGAUCGACUUCCAAGGUACCACUGUAUUAAAUCCAGCUCUCCACAUUUCGGAGCAAUUCACAAUUUCACAAAACCUGUGAAAUUUCAUUAGCAUCUUAUUGCCGAUUUCUCCUAAUAAACACAUCUUUACAUUUUGGGGAGUGUGCACGUUGCUGCAGCCCGUUUCUUCCCCCCGCAACAUCGCGUAUUUCUGAAUGUCAUUUUCACAAAUACCUUCAUUUUUAUUCACAUUGUGUUUUCCCCUCAUCCGUGCACUUUUGUAAACCUUGACUGGAGAACUGCAUGGCACAGUUUGGUGAAGCAGGAAUGUCGAUGGAUGGCUGCAUUUUGGUUUGUACAAUUGUUUUGGAAAGUGAGGUUUGGGGCAGAUUUGGUUUUGAGUGCAUAUAGAAUUCUUUGUCUGUAACUGGGGCUG
Messenger RNA from Zootoca vivipara (common lizard), 4137 nucleotides. It is a transcript of the gene RINL, whose product is annotated as Ras and Rab interactor like. Lineage: Eukaryota; Metazoa; Chordata; Lepidosauria; Squamata; Lacertidae. Gene Ontology annotation, molecular function: guanyl-nucleotide exchange factor activity; small GTPase binding. The record is from RefSeq and is a predicted model, not a curated record. Gene Ontology annotation, biological process: vesicle-mediated transport; signal transduction. Gene Ontology annotation, cellular component: endocytic vesicle; cytosol.